Molecule: messenger RNA, 687 nt
Organism: Dentiscutata erythropus
Lineage: Eukaryota; Fungi; Glomeromycota; Glomeromycetes; Diversisporales; Gigasporaceae
Source: the annotation of a GenBank genome assembly
AUGAGUUGGGAUAACCCAGACCCAAAUGAUAAAUAUGCCUACCCGACAGGAUUAAACUGGGAUCCUAGAUUAACUGAUUUUGGAUACAAUCAGUCUCGAGAGCUUAGUCAAUAUUUUGUGGUAAAUAAUAUAAAGAUUGAUCGCAUUUAUUCUAGCCCUCUUUAUCGUGCAGUAGAGACUGCAAAUAUAAUUGCUGAAAAAAUUAAUUUUAGAUAUUUUUCUAGAAAAUGUGAAUGGUGUAGUCCUAGGAUAAAUAAACUUAAUGCUGGAUGCGCUCCCCUCCCUCUUUUACGUGAAUUUUUUCCACGUAUCAAUCCUACAUAUAUUUCUAUAUCAAAGCUACCUGAUAUCAAUGAAACCUCAGAAGAACUUCACGAGAGAUUAAGCAGAACUAUACAAGGUUUUAUAGAAGUAAAAGAGGAUAUUAGAAGCAUUUUAAUAAUUUCACACGCAACAUCGACAUUCACUGGAGUAAGAGCUUUAAUUAAACAAAUAUAUGCAAUGAUAAAUUGUGCUACGUGUUCUUUGACAAAAUGCAUAAGAAAUGGAGGAAACUGGGAAAUUGAACUAAAUGGUGAUACUUCCUUCUUAUCACACGGAUCAGUAAGGAAUUGGGUUUUUAAGAAAGAAUGGGAAGAUAAUUAUGAUGUGAAAGAGAUUCAUAAGGAUAAUGGCCUUAUUAAUUAG